Molecule: messenger RNA, 1559 nt
Organism: Aspergillus steynii IBT 23096
Lineage: Eukaryota; Fungi; Ascomycota; Eurotiomycetes; Eurotiales; Aspergillaceae
Exons: 1
Coding region: 218-1498 (426 amino acids)
Source: RefSeq, a predicted model, not a curated record
AGCAGACCAUUUGAUGAUUGCCUUGACGAGCGAGGGGAGAGAAGAGAUUAAGGUAGCCUUGCUGAUAUGGGGGAAGAGAGACGUUUAGGUCAUUGCGAGGUUACCUAAUCCCCGGCGGCAGUAUCUCGCCGCCUUGUCACGCUUCUCCGGUCUUUCAGAUCUCGGAGAAGAACGGAGUCCUUGUGCUGGUGAACUCAGGGCCUUUUGCGUGACUACCAUGAAAGGGAUUGUUUUGAGGGGCCAGCGGGCUGUCAAGCCCCAAGGUCUGAUCUGUCAAUUGUGCCAAUUGACUUCAUCCCCUGCAACUCGACCUCGCUCGCAAUUCGCGCGAUCAUAUGCCUCGACUGCCCCAUUAACACACCCGUCUAAACUCGGACAAUUGCGCCCGAAAAAAGACGCACGAAGCCACUGGACUCCUACUCAGGCUAUUUCCAGACGCUAUGCAUCGAACACACCUCAAUCAUCUGCUCCUCUCGACCCAGAACAGGCCCUGGAACAACUGGAACGCGACGCCGCGCAGCUCCGCGAGUCCGACUCCGUGCCGUCUGACGAAGCCGUCGUCCAGCUUCUACGACGAUGCCAGGAACUCGCCGAGACGAUCGUACACGCCGACCAGGAGAAGCCCGAGACGCCGACCAAAACCAAGGGCGACGACGUGAUCACCUCACUCCUCGAUCUCGAAGAAAAGAGCGGCAGCCAAAAGCCGUCGUCCCCGAAAGCCAAACUGGCGCAACCACAUCUCCCGGAGUCGCUGUGCCAAAUCGCCUACGAGCUCCUCACCGACGAGAAAGUCUUCAUCUCCCCGGAGGCGCUGACCUACUACACCAAGACCCACACCCUCCUCAAGCAGGCCGAGCACUUCCCCGAGAUCUUCCACCUGUACGCAUACAAGCCGGUGCCGGAGGAGAACAGCUCGCCCAUCAAAUACCACAAGGCGAAUCCCAAGAACGUGAACAGCGCGGUGCCCACGGAGCUCGCGCACAUGGCGCUGGACGUGGCCACCGAGCAGCGCAACCUGCCGCUCGUGCUGGCCAUCAUCGACACGACGUUCUGCGCGCCGGCGUUCCACCGCGCCAAGGUCUUCAAGAAGGCCGCGGUGCCGCUGGGCGCGUUGGCCUCGACCCCGGCCGCCUGCUACGCCAUUGCCUCGUGGGCCUCGACGCUGCAGAAUACGAUGGAUGCCAGCACGGCGACGGGGAUCGCGUUUGCCGCCAGUCUGGCCUACGUCGGGGGUGUCUCGUCCAUCGGCGUCCUGGCUAUCACCACUGCCAACGAUCAGAUGCAGCGGGUGACGUGGCUGUCUGGCGUGCCGUUGCGCCACCGAUGGCUACGCGAAGAGGAGCGGGCUGCUUUGGAUAGGGUUGCUGUUAAAUGGGGAUUCAAGAAUGUGUCCAUGUGGGGUGAAGAGGAGGGUGAGGAGUGGGAGAGCUUGCGCGAGUUCAUUGGUAUGAGGGGGAUGAUUUUGGACAAGACGGAUCUGAUGCCGGGCAUGCAAUGAUCCGUGUAGAUGUAUACUAUUUGUGAUAUAUCAUAUGGCCAUAGACAUGCGAAAUUAUCUG